CCGCCGCCGCCGCCUCGCGCUCGCCUCGCCGCGUAUGUGGCCGACGUGUGAGAUGCACUGCUGAGCAUCAGCUCGCGCCCGCCUCAGCCCGGCCCCUCGGCCCUCGCGAACAGUGUCUAUCAGUGCAGUGUGCCACUGGGGCAUUGUUUUAUGAAGUUAUAAUAAAUAAAUCAGCAAUGGGUUAAAGUGGAUUUAUUAUAUUUAUAUGCGUAUGAAACUUUAUCAUGAUGCCCAGAUAAUAACUCCGAUGUAAAAGACAAAUAAAGCGAACACAAUACUGAACGUUAUUCGUUUCCCUUCGCCCUUCCCUUUCCGUCUGUCAAAGUUUUCCUCUUGAGAAUCCCGUUAAUAAGCGCUCAUAUAAGUCGACUGACAUAUCGAUACCUUAACUUAUCUUAACUUCUAAGCCAACUUUGAAGACUGAACUAGAUCUUUAUAACAAAUUGUUAUUCUUAUUAUAUUCUUACAAAAGUGCCAAACAUAGAAGAUAACGAGGUUGAUAUUGUCUGGUGACGCGUCGGGAGGACUUAACAGUGCAGUGACGUAUGGUGAUAUUGUGUGCGUGCGCAUGUGUGUGUGAGUGUGUGUGCGUGGAGCGGCGCAGGCGCGUUGGCUCGAGGGCGCGCACGGCUCCAAGGUGGUCGGAGGCGGGGUGUUCCGUUGCUGCGUGCCCUGGUGCGGGGCGCGCGCGGCGGCGCCUGUCGACGACGCCGACUAUGCCCUGCGGGAGGGCAGCCCGCAACUAUCCCACGAUGAAUAUGUCGCCCCAGAGCCUGUAAUAAGCUCACCGCGUCCAAUUGGUCAACAGUCCCCGCUACCGGGGAUCGAGGAAGAGGACGAUUCUGAUUGGCCUCUCGAGGACGCCACGGACUUGACGAUCACACCCUCUUACAAAAGCACGAGAAGUAGUACUGACACUGCUUACACUUCGUCUAGAAGUUCGGGGAAGAAGCGUAGUUUUGGGAGUCCGUCGUCCGUGAAGAUAUGUAUAUCUGCGGCGGCUAGGAAGUCCAAUAAAGCACGUAAGCGUGGCUCGGGGGCGGCCAGCGCGUCGCCUUCGCCCGGGCAGGCCGGCGAGGACGCUGCGCCCGCGCCGCAGCCGGCGCUCGGCAGGAUGCAAGCCGAACAGGGCAGCAUCGGCGAGCUGCAGAAGUACCACGGCCGAUACCUCAAGAGUCGACGUCACACGCUAGCUAACGUUCGAUUAAGCUUCGAUGUGGAAAACGGGGGUGGUGCGGGAGGCGCGGGGGGCGCGCGCUCCCCCCUCGAGGGGGGCUCGCCGUCCACCGCGCUCGUCCUGCAGGCCAUGCCGCAGCGCCGCGAGUCCUUCCUCUACCGCUCAGACUCCGACUUCGAAAUGUCGCCCAAAUCUAUGUCGAGGAACAGCUCGAUUGCCAGCGAAAGAUUCAAGGAGGCCGAGGCGGCACAAUUGGACAGAGCCCACGGGGAAGACUUGAUCGUGACGCCCUUCGCGCAGGUCCUAGCGAGCCUGCGCAGUGUUCGCAACAACUUCUUAUGCCUCACCAACGUGCCGGUCGCCAAAUCACGGAGGUCGUCGGGCGCAGCAUCUGCCGUUACACCACAACCCAAGAAUUUAAACCCUGGAGAUACGGGGAAAAAUAUAGGUAAUAGUGUGAACCGGAAUAAUGACGAAGCCUACAUGAAGCUAGCCUUAGAAACCGUUGAGGAGCUGGACUGGUGCCUGGACCAGCUCGAGACCAUACAAACACACCGCUCCGUGUCCGAUAUGGCUUCACUCAAGUUCAAGCGCAUGCUGAACAAGGAGCUGAGCCACUUCUCCGAGUCCAGCAAGUCCGGCAACCAGAUCUCAGAGUACAUCUGCUCCACAUUUUUGGACAAACAACAAGAUAUCGACCUACCAUCUCUACAAGUGGACGAGGGUGCUGAAGCGCGUGCCAAGAAGAAGGACAAACCGCGUCAUGCCGGCCCUGCGACCACCAUGUCACAAAUCUCUGGCGUUAAGCGAACACUGACGCAUACCAACAGCUUCACUGGAGAACGCGUGCCAAGAUACGGAGUCGACACUCCCCAUGAAGAAGAUUUAGGCCGUCAACUGGGUGAAAUUGAUCGAUGGGGUGUGGACAUCUUCCGCAUUGGAGACUUGUCGUGCGGGCGACCUUUGACUGCCGUAGCUUACGCCGCGUUCACGUCCAGGGAGCUACUGGGAACACUACAGAUCCCAGCGCGCACGUUCCUUGCCUUUGCCAUCACCCUGGAGGAACACUACGUGCGCGACAACCCAUUCCACAACUCCCUGCACGCGGCUGAUGUCGCGCAGUCGACGCACGUGCUGCUCAACACACCGGCGCUGGAUGCAGUGUUCACCCCCAUAGAAACGUGCGCCGCUCUGUUCGCGGCGUGCGUACACGACGUCGACCACCCUGGCCUCACCAACCAGUUCCUCGUCAAUUCGAGCUCAGAACUUGCUCUCAUGUACAACGAUGAGUCAGUUCUAGAGAACCAUCAUCUUGCCGUAGCGUUCAAGCUUCUCCAAAAUGAGGGAUGUGACAUAUUCAUCAAUCUUCACAAGAAGCAGAGACAAACGUUGCGAAAGAUGGUCAUAGACAUGGUGCUUUCAACGGACAUGUCUAAACACAUGAGUCUAUUAGCAGACCUCAAAACUAUGGUUGAAACAAAGAAGGUAGCUGGAAGUGGCGUGCUAUUACUAGACAAUUAUACAGACAGAAUACAAGUGUUGGAGAAUCUCGUACAUUGUGCUGAUCUGAGUAAUCCCACUAAACCGCUGCCGCUAUAUAAACGAUGGGUAGCUUUACUUAUGGAAGAAUUUUUCCAACAAGGAGACCGUGAGAGAGAACAAGGAAUGGAUAUAAGUCCAAUGUGUGAUAGGCAUAAUGCGACGAUAGAAAAAUCUCAAGUCGGAUUCAUCGACUACAUUGUUCACCCUCUAUGGGAAACAUGGGCAGAUUUAGUACAUCCAGACGCUCAAGACAUUCUGGACACUCUAGAAGAGAACCGUGACUACUAUCAAAGUAUGAUACCCCCGUCACCGCCGCCAGCACCCAUACAGACGCAUUCACUGCCCGAUGAUGAUCGCCCCGAACAAAUACGCUUUCAAGUAACGUUAGAGGAGGGUGAAGGUUCAGAGGAGUGCGAAGGGGAGGGUGAUGGCGGGAUGUGACGGAAACUACUGGGAAUCUGCAAGAAACUCACUGAGAAGAUGCAAGUGUGGUGGAAGCUCUGGCAGUAGCGCGGCGCCGGCCGGCCCGGGGCGGGGCUUGUUGAUAUAGUAAUACUUGUUGACGCUUACCCUCCAAAUGGAACGAUCCCGAUGCAUCGUCACAUUUCGAUCAUGAUUAUUUUUAUGUGAUUAUUACGCAAUGUUGUUUAGAAAAUACCUAACGACUAAAUAAUUAUGUCCCUCCAAUGACUGUAACGUUCGAUUGUCUAGUAUUUUUACUAUUGUUUCGUUUUGUCUAACCAAAGAUAUAUGAAAUGUUCUUUCGUUCACGGAGACGUUCGAUAAUCCCUGUAAGUAGUUAGUAUUCGGUUCUUAAUGAGUCGUGUAAGUAGUUAUAGUCGUCGAUGCCGCAUAAUAUAUAUCGGCUCGACUAAUUAAGGACAUUGAAAACGCUUAUUAAUUGGUAUGAAAGGGUAAUUUAUAUUGUCAUAUCAUCCACGUUUCUCAUAUUUAAUACGGGUUUGCGAUAAUGAUGUUAUUCACCAAAAUAUAUUAACAUGAUAGAUAUCCUAAAUAUAAAAUCUAUUUUAAGGUAAAUUUUAAAAAUUGCCUUUCGGAGUUGUUGUUGUGUCUUUUCUGAAUAUAUAAUAUUCGGCCAGCCUGUUCUCACACUCCGACAGCUCCCGGCCGGACUCUGUCCACUCGGAACAUCAUGUCAGCCCCUGAGGAACACAUGUCGAUAUUCAUAUUGUCGGAAGGUCGAAUUCAUUACUUAAGAUCUCUCUUCGUAUUUGGUCGGGGGUCAAAAAAGACACUUUACCAAAUUCAUCCUAUUAGAAAGCUUUACUUGAUUUUUGUGAACCUAACUGCACCUCAUUACUUAUGGAGGAUCGCUGGCGAUCCGUUUACUUUUCUCUUUAGAGUAAUGUAUUAUUAUUUUUGUAAUGUUACGUAUAUUAUUCUAGUUCUCUUUUACCAAAAUACAAAACAAAAAAAAUUGUCAUGAAUCUUAAAGUUUUCGUGUACGCAACUAACGGCUUGAAGUGUUUGAUUAAAUUGUUAAGUACUAACAAAUGAGUGGUUUGCGACUAAGUUUUAUUUUUAGUGAAUUCAAAUGUCUAUUUGCUGAGUAAGUCCAAACUGUUCGGCGCGCGGGCCGGGUCUUGCAAUAGUAGUAGGUAGUUCGGAAACACUUCGCACAACUGUUUCUACUUCAUCCAUUUCAUGCCAAAUAUGCUCCUUUCAUUAACUAUAUCAUAUCAAACAAUAUCAGAAUCGCUGUGCAGAUCUGAUUUCACCUAUGUGUAACAAUAUUUGUGUACCUACAUAGAUUUUUCUCGUAAGGAAAAGAUCGUAAUAACUGAUACUUUUUAUAUAUAUAAAACACCACUGUGUAAAAGAUGUAAUAUAAAUAAGUAGAUGUCUGAAAAUUGUACAUUGGAUGGGAAAUCUAGAUUUUAUCCAGUUUCAUGUUCGUCGCUUGCGACCUUUUCAUGUUUGUGACAAUGUUAUAUCAAUUAGCAUGCACAUAGCCACUUGAGCAUUCAGCUAUACAUACAUACUCGUCUAUAAACUUCGUGUAGGUACAUUUACAAUACUAUAAGGAGGGUGUAAUACUUAAUGAACCUGUAUUAUUUUUGCAUUUCAUCAUCCAUCUUUUUAUUUUUAAUGGACGAUUCUAAGAGCUGGUCUCUUUUCCUUCAUGUACUCAAAAGAUAUUUUGUUUUAAACUGAUUAAAUGAUUUUAGUUCCUCGCACUUCACCUUGUUUUGUAUUGUUGAUUUUGAUCAUCAUGAAGAUGUCCCUUAGUAUUAUUAUGAAAGUAUUGUCUAAGUCAUCGUUUCCCUCAUCCAUCAGCAUCAAGAAGGAAGGUCCAAUGUACAUUAUUUUCGUAGAUAAAUUAAGAUUUUGUCGGCGAGCAAAUACUACGAGCAUGUGUGCAUCGCCUAUCUUCAAAGUGUCUGAUUUUAAACUGCAUAGUUUAGAUAUUUGGUACCUACGUCAACGUAUAUAUACAUACAUACCUACUACAUUAAAAAAAAUUGGAUACGCUUAACUACUUGUGUGUUAUAAAAUAGAAACGUUACGCUUAGAAUCAUUAAUUUUCUAAUUAAAACAUACGUAUUUGUAACUAAUUGUGUUGAAUAUGAUAUUCGUACUGCAGUAGAUCUGUGUAUUACGUACGUACCCAAUCUUUGGUAAUUCACAUAAUGUGAACAUUUGCAUGUACCUACCUUGUACCUUUGCCGAAUUGUCAUAACCAUUUUAUAAUAACUGUACAAUGAACAUGAUAAAUGAUCAGAAUGUAUAGGUAUCUAGAUAAUGUAGGUACUCGUUGUCAUAUGUCUUAUUUCAGUGGAUUUGCCUACCUAAUGCAAUAAAAUGGUAUAUAAUGUAAUCAAAGUGGCAUGUGUAAUGUGCUAAGCAACAGUUGUAGUGUGCACCGUCCUGCGUGACUCGUGAUGCUUCUACCAAAGACCGUUUGAUAGUAAUGAGCACCAAGUGUUGGCUUAGCGCAUCGGACAUGCCAGCGUUCAAUAGUCAUGUAGGAUACUUGUUUUCACCAAAGGUUUUCAGUGUUGUGUAUAUGUUUUGUCAUUAUGGAGAACUAUCGCUAAGAUUGGAUAAUACCUAGUUAAAUAUUAAUACCGAGUUAAAAGUGUGCAAUGCUGGUCAUUUGCAUUACUUAUUAUUUAUGUUUAAAAUAAAAAAAAAUAGCUUGUAAUAGUUUAAAUGAAUAUUUGAGUUGAAUUAAAGAAUAUUAAUGUAUUUAGAAUAAAAAGAUAUGGGAGAAAACUC
Helicoverpa zea (corn earworm) is the source of this 5959-nucleotide messenger RNA. It is a transcript of the gene dnc, whose product is annotated as cAMP-specific 3',5'-cyclic phosphodiesterase. The record is from RefSeq and is a predicted model, not a curated record. The transcript has 14 exons. Gene Ontology annotation, cellular component: cytosol; perinuclear region of cytoplasm; nucleus. Gene Ontology annotation, biological process: signal transduction. NCBI's taxonomy places the organism in Eukaryota, Metazoa, Arthropoda, Insecta, Lepidoptera, Noctuidae. Gene Ontology annotation, molecular function: 3',5'-cyclic-AMP phosphodiesterase activity. The coding region runs from base 1115 to 3160 and encodes 681 amino acids.